Nicotiana attenuata is the source of this 2654-nucleotide messenger RNA. Its product is annotated as mitogen-activated protein kinase kinase kinase YODA-like. Gene Ontology annotation, biological process: protein phosphorylation. The transcript is spliced from 11 exons. NCBI's taxonomy places the organism in Eukaryota, Viridiplantae, Streptophyta, Magnoliopsida, Solanales, Solanaceae. Bases 315 to 2420 code for a protein of 701 amino acids. Gene Ontology annotation, molecular function: protein kinase activity; ATP binding. The record is from RefSeq and is a predicted model, not a curated record.
GAAACAAAACAAGAUAUCGUGUUUCUGACUUCCAAUUACAUACAAGUACACUUACAAAUUCAAACAUUUGACAAAAAUAAGAAUGAGUUUCGUAGUAUAUGUGCCUGCAAGAGACGACUCUAUAGUUUCUUGAACAACACUACCACCUACCCUUUAACCCCGACGUCAAUCCCAUCAGCCUUUCUUGAGGAGUAUCAAUGGCCUAAAUCCCACAACCCCACAAACAAUUCUUGACAUGUUUUAGUACUAGAAGCAUAGUAAUUGAUUGUUUUCAUUUUGAAUCCACUUACUCUAAAUCCUGAGUUCGUAUUGAAAUGCCAUUUUCAAGGAAAGCAUUUUCACUCUUUUCUAGUUCUUCUAGUUCUACUUCUCCUUCUGAAUCUCCUAACGCCGGAAAAAUUUAUGGAGGUGGAAGGCGGCUAACUCGGGUGCGGAAAUUGAGACAUGUUGGCGAUGAUGAAGUUGAUUUGCAGCAUACGAAUUUUCAACCUUUUGUUGUCGAUGAACGUUCGAAAUCUAUGCCAGUUUCUCCUGAUAACUACAAGAUUUCUGGGUCUCGGUCUUGUCACUGGUCCAAAUCCGCCGAGCCUCAACCUUUGCCGCUUCCUGAGCUCAAUUCUGCUCCAAAACAGAAUUUGCUUACCAUUGUCCAGGGGGAUGCUUCAAAUCCUGCUGUCAUAAGGGAUCCUUCUUAUCAAACUCCAGUGCAGAUGACAAAUCCUGUGCAUAGAAGAUCAUCUACUCCAACUUAUCGCCGUAGAUGUUUCACCCAGGAUCAGAAUGCUGAAGGUGUUGAAGAGAACUUCAGACUUAAUGUUUCCGCUAGAAGUGCUCCAGGCAGCGGUUUUACAAGUCCGAAUCUUAGCCCAAAACGAUAUAACUCAGUAGACCUUUUCCGUCCUACAUUUCAUCAAGCAUCAUCACCUUCAGACAUUUCUUUGGAUAGACGAGCAGGUUGUCCUAUCCAACUUUCAAGUGCAAGGGUUACACAAAGCGCUGAUCAUUCUCCCCUUAGUAGCCCGACUCCACAGAAUCCAGUCAACAGAAGUUGGAAUCACCAAAAUGGUGCUGUGCAUUCACAUCACAAAUCACUUCCAGAAAGUCCAGCAGGUUGGCCUGAAAGCAAUAAUGUGCACCCUCUACCACUUCCACCCGGAGGUUCACAACAGCCACAAUUACCUACCAGCCAUAACAAUAUGGAUCAACCAGAUGUUCAAUCAGUGAAAGGUCAAUGGCAAAAGGGGCGACUUUUAGGGCGUGGUACUUAUGGAAGUGUAUAUGAAGCUACUAAUCGUGAAACUGGUGCUUUGUGUGCGAUGAAAGAAGUUGAUCUCAAUCCAGAUGAUCCUAAAUCUGCUGAAUGUAUAAAGCAGUUAGAACAGGAAAUAAGAGUGCUCCGGCAGUUAAAGCACCCAAAUAUUGUUCAAUAUUACGGAAGUGAAACAAUGGAAGAUACCUUUUGCAUAUAUCUGGAAUAUGUUCACCCAGGAUCAAUUAAUAAGUAUGUCCGGGACCAUGGUGGAGCUAUGACAGAGUCGAUAGUUCGAAAUUUUACACGACAUAUAGUAUCAGGGCUGGCUUACUUGCAUAGCACUAAGACAGUACACAGGGACAUUAAGGGGGCAAAUUUGCUUGUUGACGCAUGGGGAAUUGUCAAGCUUGCAGACUUCGGAUUAGCAAAACAUCUCUCAGCGUGUGCAACUGAUCUAUCUCUGAAAGGGAGUCCUCACUGGAUGGCUCCAGAGGUAAUGCAGGCUAUGUUACGCAAAGAUUCCAAUCCAGAGCUUGCCUGUGCUAUCGAUAUAUGGAGUCUGGGUUGUACUGUCAUUGAGAUGUACACUGGACAGCCCCCUUGGAGUGGAUUAGACGGGGUCAAAGCUAUGUUCAGUGCACUGAACAAAUCACCACCUGUACCAGAAACGUUAUCUUCGGAAGGAAAGGAUUUCCUCAGGUGCUGCUUUCAGAGAAAACCUGCAGAUCGGCCGACAGCUCUGUUGCUACUUGAGCAUCCUUUCUUAAGUAAUACUAGUUCACGUGAGCAUAGUGCUACUAUUUCAGGUUGCUCCGAAGAUUUCUCUAGAAUGAAAUUACAUAGUCCAAAAGACCCAACAAACUUUAGUAAGGAACUUAAUCUACUUUCACCAGGAACAUCAUCCAGGCAAGCAAAAUCUCUAUGUAACGGUGAAACAAGCCACCGAUCACAUUCUGUAACCUGCGACUACGGAGCAACUUCUCACCACUCUCCUCGUUCUACACUCGAAAUACUUCCUUGUAUUUCUUCAUCGGAGCUGAAUCUCAGUUCACUUGCAGCUGGCUCCUCGAGCAAUCCCAAUAGUAAUUUGCUUCCCGGACCCGAAAUCAUAAGUACUGCUUAUGUUUUCAACUGCAGGAUUCAAGGAAAGGAAAUCCCAAACCUAUAACUUUUGUGUAUAAGAUCAUAAAACAAGAAAAUUUGAAAGAACUUGUGUACAUAUUAGACUAGGUGAAAUAGAGAAUACUUGUAAUAUGUACAUUCAUUUAUGUUCUUGACAUCACAUGUUUAUGUUUAAAGAAUGUAAAAUGGCUAUAUUUUGGAUGAAGGUAGUAACUCUUUUUAUACUUAAAGUUGUAAAGUUAAAGGUAGUAAAUUUUGUGUCUAAGGUGUUUUAAACUAA